This is a messenger RNA of Paramuricea clavata, 3226 nucleotides long. The record is from the annotation of a GenBank genome assembly. Lineage: Eukaryota; Metazoa; Cnidaria; Anthozoa; Malacalcyonacea; Plexauridae.
AUGCAUGACGAUAACUGGGUGAGCAAGGCGAAGAUCGACGGCAAGAAGGAUGAUGAUCAGCCUCCUGGAGAUCCGCAAGUUUCCACUAAUCGAACUGCCAUUUGUAAUGUAACAGAAGCAGGGGAUAUAUCUGUCAGCAUGGGAAUUAUACCUGUAUGGGUGUCUUAUAAAGAAGACCCGACUAACAAAGAGAAAGUCUAUGCUCUGCUAGACAACGCCAGUGACGGAACAUUCAUAAGACAAGACUUGGCGCGAAGGCUCAAUAUAGAAGGAAGUUCAACAAAUCUUAUUCUAACGACUAUGCAUGGAUCCAAAAACGUUCGUACCGAAGCUGUUGAUGGGUUGGUCGUGACUAACUUCACAAAUGAAGACACUAGUUGUGGAGCUACCUAGGACCUAUACGAGACAAGUCAUCCCAGCAGACCGCAGUGAAAUACCACAGCCACAGGCAAUAAGUAAGUUUCCCCAUUUGGCCGAAGUAAGUAAGGAGAUGCCGCCCUUUAUGGAAGAUGUGGACGUCGGACUCUUGAUUGACUUGAAUUGUCCCAGCGUGUUACGGCCAAGAGAAAUCAUCUACGGACAACAGGAAGAACCAUAUGCAAUUCGUUCACUACUCGGAUGAUACAUCAACGACCCAGUUUACUCAUCAGAGAGCCAAGGUCUUCAUUGCAACAGUGUUCGGCUGAAAGAAAUUGCGCCAACAACUGCGAAAGGAUAUGUUGUAUCGCAGAGAAUGAUCAAGGAACAGAUCACACCACAGGCAGUCAAGCAGAUGUUUGAAUUGGACUUCUCUGAAACAGAAAGAGGGACAGCUAUGUCACGCGAAGAUAGACGGUUCUAUCAUGUAGUGGAAAACGGAAUUGUUCACUUGGAAGACCAGCACUAUGAAAUGCCCCUACCACUCAAAGAUCAGAAUAUCAAACUACCGAACAACUACGUGCAAGCAGAAAAACGCCUGAAUAGUCUGAAGAAGCGCAUGCAGUCUGACGAACGGUACUACAAGGACUACUGUGGUUUCAUGUCAGAGACAAUCUCGAGGGAAUAUACUCGCAAGGUGGAUAACAACCUCGAAUCUGCAAACGGAAGGACAUGGUAUCUGCCACAUCAUGGGGUUUAUUAUACUCAGAAACAAGAUAAGGUGCGCGUGGUCUUCGAUUGUUCAGCCAGAUAUGACGGACAGUCCUUGAAUGACAACCUUUUGCAAGGGCCCGACCUGACUAGUAAUUUAAUUGGCGUUUUAACGAGGUUUCGUUAAGAGAAGUUUGGGUUCAUGGCAGACAUUGAGAAAAUGUUCUUUCAAGUUAGAGUAAGAAAGGAAGACCAGAAUCUCCUCAGAUUCCUGUGGUGGCCUGAUGGAAACAUGGAAAGCAAACCAGAAGAAUACUGUAUGACGGUGCAUUUGUUUGGAGCUGGGUAAUCACCUGCUUGUGCCAAUUACGCCCUCAGACGCACUGCUGAUGACAACGAAGCCGAGUAUGGCGUCACGGUAGCAGACACUCUCAGAAAGAAUUUCUAUGUCGACGAUAUCCUAAAGUCAACCCCUACGGAAGAUGCAGCUGUUGACCUUUCAACAAAGGUAAAGGAAGUAUGUACCAAGGGCGGUUUCAAACUGACUAAAUUCGUUGGGAACACAGAACGCAUUAUCAAAUCAAUCCCUAAAGAGCAUCACGCCGAGAACGUGAAGAAUCUAUCACUGGGCCAAGAUAAGCUUCCGAUAGAAAGGGCGUUAGGGGUACACUGUGCGUAGAGUCUGAUGUCUUCAAAUUCAGGAUCCUGCUGAAGGACAACCCAUGUACCCGCAGAGGGAUUCUCUCCACUAUAAGCUCCAUUUACGACCCUUUAGGAUUCAUCGCGCUAGUCGUGCUCUUUGGUAAGAAGAUACUACAAGAUAUCUGCCAAGCAAAUAGUUGAGAUGAACCAGUUGACGACGCCACAAAGAGUAAAUGGGAGAAAUGGCGUAGCGAACUUUAUCUGCUCGAAAGGUUAGAUGUACCUAGAAGUUUCAAGCCGAAGGAUCUGGGGAAGGUCGUAUCUGUUCAACUCCAUAGUAUGUCCGAUGCUUCAACAACUGGUUAUGGACAAUGCUCCUAUUUAAGAUUGAAUGACGAGAACGGUAAGGUACACACUUCCUUCGUCAUGGGUAAAGCUCGAGUGACGCCAAGAAAGUCUGUAAGCAUACCAAGAUUGGAGCUUGCCGCUGCUGCAAUAUCCGUAAAGGUCGCCAAUACAAUCAAGGAAGGGUUAGAGUACGAGAGAAUCGAGGAUCAUUACUGGACAGACAGCAAGGCUGUUCUCGGAUUCAUCGGUAACGGGGUCCAAAUAAUUCAUGAUCAUUCAGAUCCUUCACAAUGGCACUAUGUAAAAACAUCAUCGAAUCCAGCAGACGAAGCCUCGAGAGGAAUUAACGUUAGCGAGAGAGUUCGUCGAGAAGUCAAAAUGGAUCGAGGGUCCAGAACUCCUGCGCGAGCCUGAAGAAGGGUGGUCAAACGUUGAAGAAUCGGGUGAUACCCUUGUUCAACCUCUACCGGAAGUAAAGAACAUGAGAGCAAAUUCGCAAGAAGUAAAGAAGGGAAAUUGUGGCAUUCUCGACAGAUUAGAAAGAUUCUCCAGCUGACAUAAAGCAAGGAGUGCGGUUGCCUAUUGUUUGAAGUACAAGAAGAUCCUCAAGGACAGGGUGAAUUGCAAGAAAUCAUACCAAGGAAACGAGUCAUACAAGGAAAAAGGCACCAACAAUAGCAGCACGAACGUCGCGGUAGACCUUUGUGUAGAGGAUCUAGAAGCAGCUGAAAGAAAAAUCAUUAAACAGAUUCAGAACGUUGCAUUUCCUACUCAGUUGGAGACCCUUCGCGGACUUCAAGGCAAACCGAACUACGGUACACGAGAAUCGGACAAGGAAAAAAUGGGAGUAUUGAGGAGAACGAGUUCUCUUUACACCUUGGACCCGUUCGUAGACGAACAGGGAGUUCUCAGAGUUGGAGGGAGAACAAGGAGAGCAAGGUUUUCAGAAUCUCCCAAUAAUCCAGUCAUCUUGCCAAAGUCAAGUCACAUUACGUCACUUAUAAUCAGUCAUGUCCACAACAAGACACAUCACAGCGGUAGAGGAAUCACACUCAAUGAACUUCGCUGCAGUGGGUACUGGAUCAUGAUUCAAGGUGCGUCAAGUGUCGUUACCUCAGAGGCAAAACGGGUGAGCAGAAGAUGGCUGAUUUGCCACGGCAACGCGUAG